GUGCCGCCAGUCAGCCCUUAACCCUCGCUCCUCUCGCGCCGCGCCCCUAACUCCCCCCCUCUCCCCUGCGGCGGCGCGUCCAGCUCCAUCUCCCAACCAUGGCGGACUCCAAGGCCAGCACGGCGGUCACUCUCCGCACCCGCAAGUUCAUGACCAACCGCCUCCUCUCCCGGAAGCAAUUCGUGCUCGAGGUGAUCCACCCCGGCCGGGCCAACGUCUCCAAGGCGGAGCUGAAGGAGAGGCUGGCCAAGGUGUACGAGGUGAAGGACCCCAACACCAUCUUCGUCUUCAAGUUCCGCACCCACUUCGGAGGAGGCAAGUCCACUGGCUUCGGCCUCAUCUACGACAACCUCGAGGCCGCCAAGAAGUUCGAGCCCAAGUACCGCCUCAUCAGGAAUGGUCUUGCUACUAAGGUUGAGAAGUCCCGCAAGCAAAUGAAAGAGCGGAAGAACAGGGCCAAGAAGAUUCGUGGUGUCAAGAAGACCAAGGCUGGUGAUGCGAAGAAGAAGUAAACACUUGUAUUACUGUUCUGGACUCUGGAUGGUCUAGUUGCAAUGUCAGAAUUAUGGUUGUAUUAGGUUUUGUUCUACCCUAAGCACUGAAGUGAAGUUUUGUUAUUCCUGGAUGUGAACUUGGCCAGAUUGGCUAUAGCAUGUUAUGAGAGGGCUAUUAACUUGCAAGCCAACCUAUUAUCUCAUGCAGUUGUGUGAUUGGCUCA
This is a messenger RNA of Panicum hallii, 718 nucleotides long. Its product is annotated as 40S ribosomal protein S24-1-like. The transcript has 5 exons. Gene Ontology annotation, molecular function: structural constituent of ribosome. NCBI's taxonomy places the organism in Eukaryota, Viridiplantae, Streptophyta, Magnoliopsida, Poales, Poaceae. Gene Ontology annotation, biological process: translation. The record is from RefSeq and is a predicted model, not a curated record. Gene Ontology annotation, cellular component: ribosome. The coding region runs from base 99 to 512 and encodes 137 amino acids.